AUGGGGUCUCAAAGUGGGCUUGUCCUUGGAUACAAUGGCGUCCACCCCUUCUCGAGAGUGAAAAUUACCGAUCGGGCAUCCGUACAGGAGUUGCUGCGCACACUGCUUGAUCCCUUGGAACCAUUUUUCUCGCCUUUGAAAGCACGGGUCAGGUGUCCGGGCGCCACAGCCGUCAGAUUCGACCAGACAGCGUCGGAAGUGGAAGGCAUAUGUCGGCCUCUUUGGGGUCUGGCUUGUCUCCUCGAUGGUGGGGGCGAAUACCAUGGCACCAAAUGGUGGAUUGAGGGCAUCAAGUCCGGAACCGACCCAGAAAGCCCCGAGUUCUGGGGUUACCCGCGUGAUAACGACCAAAGGAUGGUUGAGAUGUGUCCCCUAGGUUAUGCACUGGCUGUGGCUCCUGAGAUAUGGCAAUCUUUGAACGAGAAGGAACGGACAAAUGUCGAGCUGUGGUUGGGUAACUCUAUCAACGAGAAAAACAUGCCUAAUACGAAUUGGCUGUGGUUUCGUGUUUUCGCUAACCUUGGUCUCAAGAAGAAUGGAGGGAAGUUUUCUCAAGAGAGGCUAGACAGCGAUAUUGAGCAUCUGAACACCUUCUACAGGGGAGAUGGCUGGUCUAACGAUGGACCAGAAGGAAUCCAUCAAAUGGACUACUACUCCUCAAGCUUUGCAAUCCAUUUCUUACAACUAUUAUAUGCGAAGCUGGCCGGUGGCGAUGAGCCGAAACGUGCCGAAGAAUUCAAGAAACGUGCUCAAAUGGCAGCCCUUGACCUGGUUCACUACUAUGAUAAGGAGGGACGCGCUUUACCCUUUGGCCGAAGUGUGGGCUAUCGGUUCGCUAUGGUCUCUUUUUGGGGAGCGCUGGCAUACGCUGGAGUCGAGCUCCCUGAACCGCUGACUUGGGGCAUGGUGAAGGGUAUCGUGCUUCGGAACUUACGGUGGUGGCAGACACAGCCUGAUAUUUGGAGUUCCAGCGGUACCUUGACUAUUGGGUAUUCAUAUCCGAAUAUGUAUAUGGCAGAGAAUUACAAUAGCCCAGGGAGUCCGUAUUGGGCCUGCUUAGCCUUCAUUUGCCUCGCUGUGCCAGCUGAUCACCCCUUCUGGACCUCUGAGGAAGAGUAUCACGGAGAUGUCAUCCCCAAGAUCAAGGCGCUGAAGCACCCUGGCCACAUUAUGAGCUAUUUUGGGGGACAUUGCAUGCUCCUAUCCUCGGGUCAGGCCUGUAGCUAUCCAAUGAAGGGUACUCACGCAAAAUACGGUGCCUUCGCAUACAGCAGCGCAUACGCAUACUCUGUACCCCCAGGCCUCUUCACGCUUGAACAGUAUGCCCUGGCCUCGCAACUUGGUCUCUCAGAUGAUGGUGGUGAGUACUGGAAGACGCGCCGGCUGUCAGUGUACGUAGGGCUCGAGCAUCGUCCCUCCGGUGAUUCUGCAGCUCGAAAUACCCCCGUGCUUGUGUCAAUAUGGAAGCCGUUCCCCGACGUAACGAUCCGCACCACUCUCAUUCCUCCAUCACAAGAGACGCCAAACUGGCAUCUCCGCGCCCAUAGGAUUGAGAACGCGGGCUCCCGCACCCUCAAGACAGCCGAUGGCUCGUUUGCGAUCUCCAAUGCCCGAUCUCCCGACGGCCGCUACUUGGACCUGUACGACCCUGGGAAAUGUGAGGGAACGCAGCCGCGAAUCGUUGGGAACUACGACCUUGCUACGCCAGAGGGGUGGGCUAGCGGUGUCACAGGUGCGUUUGCUGUCUCAAAGGGUGCUGUAGGUAUCAGGGCGUUGGAAUCUCAGGACCAGACAGCUUCGAAAGAUGCGCAGGGAGAAGGCAAGGAUCGGGCGGCCAUGCUCGUCAACGCUGAUCCAAACUCUAAUCUCGUUGAGAGUCGAACCGUGAUUCCGACAUUGCAAGGCACGAUACGUGCGACCGAGACAGUGUGGUAUAUCUCGGCCAUAUAUGCCAAGCCACCCGGUGAGGGUGUUGCUAAAGAGUCGUAUCUCGAUGGGUGGGAGAGUAUCCCUGAGAUUCCUGCUUGGUUGAAAGACGAAAUGACUUCAUAG
Molecule: messenger RNA, 2052 nt
Organism: Xylaria bambusicola
Lineage: Eukaryota; Fungi; Ascomycota; Sordariomycetes; Xylariales; Xylariaceae
Exons: 8
Coding region: 1-2052 (683 amino acids)
Source: RefSeq, a predicted model, not a curated record